AUGAACUACAACAAAAAAACGACGUCAAUUGAUGAAUUAAUUCAAUUUUUCAUAAUUCUAGCAAAUUCUGGUUUAACACAAGAGAGUAGUCAAUUGUUUCUGGCAAAUGAACUUGUUGAAAAAACAACUCUUAGAAAAUUGAUAGUAAAAUUAGGUGAAAAAAUAAUUGGUCUACUUUUAUCUGAAAAAUUUCCAUUCUAUCGAAAUUUUCUUAAAAGUAAGAAGAGCUACAAAAGCUAUAAUUUUAUAUUAAAAGCAACAACAAAUGUUCGAUCGAGAAAAAAUGCCUACAAUCAAGCACAUACAACAGAAUGGUACACUGCCGAAGACAUUGCACAAAUAUCUUCUCAAUGGAUGAAAGAGUUUUCUGUUCCUGAUAAAGCCAAACAGUUAAGAAUUACACAGGCGUUAGGUCGACAAGAUAACAAGAGUUUAGCAACUAUUUUAAACCAAGUAUUGACUGAAUACAAACAAGAACAAAAUAGAACAUUUCUUAUUCCAUUAAAUAUUGCCGAUAAUCACUGGGUUACUGUAGCGCUUGUGCACAGUCAAGAUAAAAAUAUUCUACUUUACAAAGAUUCAUUGGGAGAAGAUAAUGGUAUUGAAGAAAGAGUAGAAGUAGAAAAAAUAUUCGAAGCAGCAGCAUUAACAAAUUUUGAAUUUAAAUUUAAUCGUUCUUGUGAACAAUCCGAUGGUUACAAUUGUGGAGUCUUUGCAUUAGCAAAUAUGAAAAUUAUGGCUGAACAAUUGACAUCGUUGACGAAUCGAGAAGAUUUUAUUGAAAAUUUUGAGCAUUAUAAAACUUUUGUUAGUCAAGAAAAAGUUGGUCACCUUCGCAAAGAAAUUUUUCCGAAAAUGUAUGCAUUGAGUUUAUGUGAACCGUUUAAGAGAAGGAAAAUUGUUGAUCAUCAUUCUCCUGAAUUAAGAUGUCUAGAAGAACUGCUUCAAACGAAUGAAAUCUUUGUGAAUAACGUUGAGCGUCCGACAACAACAACACAAGAAAAUUAUCGAUUACGAUUGUCAAUUGCGUUAUCUCAAGAAGAAAAUUUAUUGAAAAAUGAUUAUGAAUAUUUGUACGUCAUAGAAAUUAGUGGUGGAAAUGAGAAUGGCAAUGUUCUUGAUAUAGAUUUUACCAAAGCGAGUCAAUUAAAAACAAAACUUAUUCAAGUUUUAGGCAUAAAGGGAACUUAUUCAGAAGGAACAAAAUUCAUUAAAAUACCAGCCGGAAAAUUAACAGCAGUUACUCAGAAAGAAAAGAAAUUAGAUCCAAUUCAAAUCACAAUCGAGAAAUUAUCAUUUUGUGAUAAGGGAAUUGACGAGUUACUCGGCCAACUUAAUGUUGAUGUUACAGAAUUUAAUAAAGAAAUAUUACGAGAUAAUUUGGGCUUAUUGAAAGGAAAAUGUGUUCCUGCUGCUGCUAGUGACAAAAAUGAAAUUAUCGAUAGUAAAGAUUGUGAGCUAGUUUAUGAAUUGCAUCAAAAAUUGACAAAGAUUUUGACAUUUGCCGGUUGGAUUUUGGAAUCAAUUAUCCAAUUAUUAUCUCAUGCUAAUUCAAAAGUGAAACUGGAGCAUUUAUUAAAUUCGUUAGAUCCAAUUUAUGAAUACAAUUUAAGAGAAUACGAUCAGAAUAUGAAAGGAAAGAAUUUGUUUCAUAUUUUGACGACAAAUUCAUCGAAAAAUUGGUUCACAGAAAUUCACAAUGUGGCAAUUUUUCAAACAUUUAAAGGCAGUCAUGUCAAAGAUUUAAUCCAAUUGAAAGGAGAAAUAUUCUCAAAAGAAUUAAAUAAGUAUCACAAUCCUUCAUUUUGUCAAGAUGAAAAAUUAAUAACAGAUGAAUAUGACAAUGUAAACGAUUUUUAUGAGUCAAAAAAAUCUCAAAUUUGCCCUGAAUUUGAUGUAAUUCAGAAAUGGAAAACAGAUCAUAUAAGUCAAUGGGCUGAAAAAUUUAAAUUAAAUCGAAAUGGUGCUAGCCGAGUUGAAAUUAUUGCAAUAAUAAAGAGAGCAGUUGAAAUUACAAAUAAAUUUCCUGCAAGAGAAAUUCAAUCACUUUCCUUAUUGAUUUUGUUGAAUCCAAAAGACAAAUUGGGACGUCUUGCUCAAAUAAAUACUGGCGAAGGAAAGACAACAAUCGUUGCAAUGCUAGCGGUAUUCAAAGCUCUUGAAGGACAUCAAGUUGACGUUGUCACAAGUUCUCCAGAAUUAGCAAAACCACAAUCAGAAGAACAGCGAAAAUUUUUUCAACAAUUUGGUUUAACGUGUGCACACAACGGGCAAGAUCCAGAGGUUGACAUUAAACAACGAUAUCAAGCGGACAUCGUUUAUGGAGCAGCAAGUGCUUUUCAAGGAGAUAUUCUACGAGACGAGUACAGUAAAUUGGGCACACGUCAAGGACGAAAAUGUGAUGUUGCCAUUGUUGAUGAAGUCGAUUCUAUGUUGAUUGAUGGAAAAAAUCACAUUGUCAUGUUGUCAACGCCAAUGCCAGCAAUGGACCAUUUGGAGCCAUUGUUGGCAGCAAUUUGGAUACAAAUCGGAGAAAUUGCAAAAUCGAUUAAAGAAAUAAAUGGAAAAUGGUAUUUUAUUGAACAAGAGAAUGCACUAGAUGAGAGUGGAAAAAUUCGGUCCAACAUAGUCGAACAUGCCCGUUGUAUUACAAUAACAAAAGAAGAAUUUAUUAAAAAUUGUACUGAAAGCCAUAUUAGAAAAAUAAUUCGAGAUGAAAAAAAUUUAUUAGCAAGUGACAAAGAAAAUCUUGAAAAAUAUCCGGAAAUAAAAAUUCCAAAACAUUUAAGAGAAUUGAUCAUUCAAAUUCAAUUGAAAAGAUGGAUUGAUAGUGCAAUUCACGCAAAAUAUAAAUGCAAAAUAGAACAGGAUUAUAUCAUUAAAAAUGGAAAGAUUGCACCAGUUGAUGCAAGCAACACAGGAAUUGUUCAACAGAACAUGAAUUGGAAUGAUGGUCUUCAUCAAUUUUUGCAAAUUAAACACGGGGCAAAAAUAACUCCAGAAAGUUUUACAACAAAUUUUAUUUCAAAUGUCACAUAUUUCAAACGGUAUUCGCCGAAUAUUUUUGGUUUGACAGGAACACUUGGAAGUAGCAAUGCUCGGCAAUUGUUAAAUGAAACCUACGAGGUUGACAGCGUCAUUAUUCCACCAUUUAAACAAAAACAAUACAAAGAAUUGACACCGAUCAUUUGUGACGACGAAGAUGAUUGGUAUUUGAAUAUUGUUCAAAGUUCAAUGAAUAAACUCAACAAUGCCAGAGCUGUAUUGAUAAUUACAAAAUAUAUUCGACAAGUCGAAGAAAUAAACAAUCGAUUGAUCGAUGCAGGAUAUGAUAAAGAGAAAAUAAAACUGUACAAAACAGAAGAAGAUUCAGCAAAAGCAAUUAAACAAGAAUUGAAGCAUGGAGAAAUAAUUAUUGCAACAAACAUUGCUGGAAGAGGAACAGACAUUCGAGCUGGUGAUAAAAUUGAAAACAAUGGUGGGCUGCAUGUGUGUGUGACAUUUUUACCACCGAAUGAGCGAGUUGAACAGCAAAAUGUUGGUCGAACGUCAAGAACAGGCAAUAAAGGAACGGCACAAUUUAUUUUAUUGACAAAAAAAUCGGACGAUGAAUUUGCAACACUGAAGAAGGUGCGAGAUAAGGAAGAAGACAGUGGACUGCAAUCUGCAAAAACAAAAAUCGACAAGGUGAUAAUCAAAGAUGAAACAUUUGCACUAUUUUGUCAAUUGUUGAAUGAUAUUGAUGAUGGUAAUAGUCAGCUACCACAACAAGAUCAAAGAUCUGACUCAAAAAUUAAACUUCGAGCAGUUGAAGAACGAUUUGGUAUUUGGUUGAAGAUGGAAGACGCAACUGCUUCUACCACCGAUGGGGAACAAACAAACAAAGGAGACAUGAAAACAAAUUUUAAAAAAUUUAAAGAUCAAAUUUUGGAUAAUAAAAGAAAUAAUCUAUUAAUUCAAAAUCCAUAUUUUCAUGUUCUAAUUGGAAAUCAAUUGUUGGGAGUGAAACAGAGAGGAGAAAAUGAUAAAGCAAUUGAAGAAUUUACAAAAGCAAUAGAACUGGACCCACCAUUUCAAGCGAAUGCAUUUUAUAAUCGAGGAUAUGCAAGAAUUGCUGAAUAUGGCAACAAUAUUCAACAUGAACAUAUUGACAAAGCAAUUGAUGAUUUUAAAGAAGCAAAAAGAAUAAUUGAAGACAACUUCGAACCAAUGUUGAAUAUUAUUCAACAAGCGUCGACAGAUUCUGAAGCUUUGUCCGAACAAGUGGCACACAAAAUGACACUCUACGCAGUACAAAAGAAUACAAUUGAAAUGGCAAUUGGCCAAGAUAUAUCAUCGCAAAUUAAAGCCUUGGAGAAAGAAAAACAAGAACUAAAAGACGCAACAGAAAGAAGAAGAAAAGAGAUUGAUGAAAAAUUGAAAGAAUUACAGGAAGGUGAACGAAAAUCAGUUGAGAAACAGAUCAGUGCAUUAAAUAAUGAGAAAACGGAACAACAAGAUGUAAUGAUAGACAAGGAAAAACUAAUUGAUGACCAAAUAACAAAUUUAAAAGAAAACCAGCAAGCAAAAGAACUUGGAAUUAUUGGACUAGCAAAAAAUUCAAACCGAAGCAUUGAAAUUGAACAUGUCGAAAUUGAAAAAUCUUUGCCAGAAGAUGAAGAUGUUAAUUUGUACACAGAAGAAAUAAAGGAAUACAAAAAUAAUGGAUUCAGAGGAAGUUUUAAAAUCAAAGAAAUCAAACCAAUCGAUUGGCAGGCCGUAAUUUCCGUAGCAGCUCUUGGCAUUGCACAGUUGGUAGGUGGAGCAGCCAUUGCAGUAUUCUCACUUGGUGCUGGCACUUCUGUUGGAAUGGGAUUGAUGUUUGAAGGUGUGAGUGAUCUUAUAAAUGCAGUGAAGGAUGGAAUUAUUAAUAGAGAUUUCAGUUGGGUAUCCUAUGGAAUACAAAAAGCGAUUAGUUUGACUGUCUCUCUUGUGUGUGCUGGAAUGGGAGCAAUAAAGGAUGCAGCAAAAACAGCAGUCGCAGGAAUUAAACAAGUUGCGUCGGUCGCGACAAAAACAGUUGUGACAACAGUAACAAAAACAGGAUGGAAAAUAGCGGCGAAAGCAAUGGGCACUGCUAUUGCAAAAGGUGUAGCCAAAGAAUUGGUUACGCAACUUGUUGAUUAUGGAGUGAAUAAAGCGUUGAUGCCUAGCAUUGAAGCAGAGGUAAUGAAUUUAAUAGAAAAGCCAAUACAAGAUGCAUUGGUGAACAAUUCUCAUGUUGAAAAAAUGUUAAAAUUGGAUGGAAUAAAUCGAAAUAAUAAAUAUCAAAUGUUAAUUAAAAAUAAAGCAAUUGAACUGUUGAAUCCACAACAGCAAGGAGGAAACAAUGCUUUGGCAACAAUCGCAGCAGGUAUAGUCAAAGGGAUAGCUUCGAAUAAAAUGCCUGGUUUAUCAACAAUAAUGCAAAUAAAAGAAGCGGUCGAUGCUUUAGCUACUUUAAAAGACUUUGUGCCAGAGUUUUUAAGAAAAUUAAAUCAAGCAAUUAAAGAAAUAUUUGAAGCAGAAGAUAUUCAACAAGUAUUGAAAGAAUUUGAUAUGAAGCAGCAGGAGCACGUAACGAACAUAGAGAAAACAACUGUUAGUAAUCAGCAACAACAACAAGAAGAAAGGAUUAAUGAGAAUAAUUUUAUUACAACAACAAGUAACUAUGAUGGCCGAGAAGAAGACGACAUUGACAUAUACCAAAGUAGUGAACAAGAGCCCCAAGUGGAAUUAAAUAAAUCAAGUAAAUCUCCAGAUGGCUUACGCCAAACGUUAGCAGCAAGUGUAUCGACAAAUAUGUGUAAUAUAAUAAAAAGCAAAUUAAUUACACCUGUCACUCGUGCAGGCAUUGAUUUUGGAUUGAAGAAUCUAACGGCAGGAUUAGAUAAAAGUAUAAUGGAGGAAAUUGGCAUUUUUCAAGCAGAAAGAAGAGUUGAAUUUUCUCAAGAUGGAGACAAAGACCAUCGAAUACCAGAUGAACAUAAGCAAGGCAUGAAAGAUAAAGCAGCUGUAGCUAAAGCAAAUUCAAUUAUUAAUGGUGUUAAAACUGAUGAUGAAGCAGGUUUACCACAUUUGGGUGCACUUAGUGAAGCAGUAGAAAGACCGAUACGAAUUUUGGAUGAAAAUGGAGAUCUUAUACGCGUCAUUGGCGAAGAUAAAGGUGGCAUACCAAUUGAAGCUGAAUAUCAUAAACCAACAAAAGAAAAUCAGUCCGGACAUUGGACAUUACCUGGAGGACAAGACCCACUGGCGACUGGAAACAAUGAAGGAAAAAAUGAUUGCCUUUUUAAUGUAAUUGGAGCACAAGCAGACAAAGAUGCAAAAACAUUGAGAGGAAAUGUUGCAACAAUAAUGGAAAAUAAUAAAGAAAGUCUUGCCAAUCAAGCAUAUGAUAUUAAACUAUUAGAAAAAUAUAAACGUGAUGCAUUAACUUUGGGAGGAUGUCCAGUGCAUACAAAGGGAAGUGGGGAAAAAGCUAUAGACGAUUCAGCAUCAAAUAUAGGUUAUAAGGGUAAGAAAACGGGACAUGCAAAAGAGCAUACUGAUGCUAAUAAACCUUCUAGUGAUUUCACAAGAAAAGUAUUGACAGUGUUUAAAAAGACCGAUGACAUGGGUAUGUUUUUUGAUUCAUUUAUGGACACUCACGUUAAUCAAAACAGUCAAAAUGCGCCCAUAUACACAAGCACCAAUCAUCCGAUUCUCAGCGAAUUAACUAGCAACGUAGAGAAAUUAGUUGUAACCUGUCCCGCACCUACGUCUGCGUUAAUGGAUGUUUAUAAAUCGAAUAACCCAACUAAAUCGAUCACAGAUUCAACGAAUCGAGUUGCUGUUGAUGAACCGAUUAAAAGCGUUACGUUUGUUCUGUAUAGUCGGAAAGAUCAACGCGGCAAGUAUGCUCCAUCUGAUCCAGUACAUGUGCAUACAGCAUAUCCUAGCAGUAACCCUGUUAGUGACACCAAAGUGACAAUUUACAAAAUAGAUAAGACAACCACUACUAAAUGUUGGGAUAAAAAUGCGCAUGUUUUGAAAUAA
Molecule: messenger RNA, 7056 nt
Organism: Rotaria socialis
Lineage: Eukaryota; Metazoa; Rotifera; Eurotatoria; Philodinida; Philodinidae
Source: the annotation of a GenBank genome assembly